UGUAACAAAGCCUUUUUUUCUCUCUAGUUUGUAUUCUCUGAAACACAGAAUGAUUACAAAGAGUGAUUUCAUAUGAUAUACCAUCCAUAUAAACCUGCAGGCUUUUUUAUCAACUACCUGAAUUAACAAAAAGUUGCCUUGUUUGGCAGCCUCAACACAAACUCUUUAUCAGUCAGCACUUCUGGGCUGAAAAGAAUCCUGACAAGCUAACUCUGUUUUUUCAGGUUUUAAUUCAGCAUUUCACUGACAACUUUAAGUUUCUGUAGUUGUGAUCUGAUUUUCACUAUGUUACGGAGUUUGCUGUAGUGAGCGGUUUAAAAAAUGUAUGUUAAGCAGGAAGAUUUCAGAUUUGAUUAAAUAACCCAUCUCUCACCACAUUAUCAUAGAAACAAAAGAAGAGAGACAGUUAACAGACAUAAGACCAUGCCGUUCCAUGAUGUUCUGGUUAUUUGAAUGUAUUUAAAGUUUUUCAAAACUUACUGUCAAGUAGCUGUGCACUGUUUUGACACUGAGCUGAGCAAACAUGUAUGUGACCUUGUUUUUGACUCCUCUACAGGAAGAGGCUGACCCGUCACUUCAAGCACUUGAAUCCCGCCAGGAAGAGAUUCUGAAACGCCUGUAUGAACUGAAGAGUGCUGUUGAUGGUCUGUCAAAGAUGAUACAAACCCCAGAUGCUGACUUUGAUGUAACUAAUAUCAUUCAAAGUGAUGAAUGUUCCCUUUUAACAACAAAUGGAGCAGAUUUGGAUUUGAUGCUUGGAAAGGAUUAUGGUGCCCUGAAAGAUAUUGUAAUCAAUGCAAAUCCUUCUCUACCUCCGCUGUCACUAUUAGUACUACACAGUCUGCUUUGUGAACACUAUAAAAUAUUAUCAGCUGUUCACACACAUUCAUCAGUGAAAAGUGUGCCAGAAAACCUCUUGAAAUGCUUCGGAGAGCAGACUAAGAAGCAACCACGUCACGAGUAUCAGUUGGGCUUUACUCUUAUUUGGAAGGAUGUUCCCAAACCCCAGAUGAAGUUCAGCAUUCAAACAAUGUGCCCUAUUGAAGGAGAGGGGAACAUCGCUAGAUUUCUCUUUUCCCUGUUUGGCCAGAAGUACAAUGCAGUUACUUCAACUCUGAUUGACAGCUGGGUUGAUACUGCCAUUUUCCAGCUAAAAGAAGGUAGCAGUAAGGAAAAAGGAGCAGUCCUGCGCUCUAUGAAUGCUGCCCUGGGCAAGACAUCGUGGUUGGUGGGAAAUGAACUCACCGUAGCAGACAUUGUUGCGUGGUGUGCGCUUCAGCAGACAGGUAGUGCAAAUGCUGCCCCAGCCAAUGUGCAAAAAUGGAUGAAGUCAUGUGAGAACUUGGCACCUUUCAGCUCUGUUAUGAAGCUACUAAAGUAAGCCUGUACUCUUCAUAAUAGUGUACUUUUAAUCUUAUUCCCCCUCCUGCAGUGGUUUUGCAUCCUUUCUGAGGUGUAAAGUACUACAGCUAGACAGAAUUCUAAAAUUAAUAAAAACAUUACAGCUGC
Molecule: messenger RNA, 1509 nt
Organism: Athene cunicularia (burrowing owl)
Lineage: Eukaryota; Metazoa; Chordata; Aves; Strigiformes; Strigidae
Gene: AIMP2
Product: aminoacyl tRNA synthetase complex interacting multifunctional protein 2
Exons: 3
Coding region: 524-1381 (285 amino acids)
Cellular component (GO): aminoacyl-tRNA synthetase multienzyme complex
Source: RefSeq, a predicted model, not a curated record